Molecule: messenger RNA, 1122 nt
Organism: Dendronephthya gigantea
Lineage: Eukaryota; Metazoa; Cnidaria; Anthozoa; Malacalcyonacea; Nephtheidae
Product: TNF receptor-associated factor 3-like
Exons: 8
Molecular function (GO): protein binding
Source: RefSeq, a predicted model, not a curated record
AAUGGUUUAAUUAAGGACCAGAAUGCGGCCAGAAAUUACUGGGAAUGUGCAAUAUGUCUUGAGGUUUUAAAAGACCCUGUGCAAAUACGAGAUUGUGGACAUCAAUUUUGUGAGCUCUGUAUUGAAGAUAUUCUCAAGAAUGAUCCUAGGUGCCCCACCUGCAGAAUUGACAUAUCAGGUGCCAAGAUAUUUGAAGAUCAAGCAGCAAGGAGAGUGAUCAAACAACUUGAUGUCAACUGUUGUAAUGAAGGAUGUAGCUGGGUGGGGUGUUUAGGUUCUUUACUACAGGAUCAUCAGAAUAGCUGCCACUUUUUGAUCCGCAGUGCAGAAAACAAUAAUCAACUUGAUGUUAGUAAGCUUGAGCAGAAGCUUGAAAGCCUCAUGCUGAAAGUUAAUACCUUGGAGAAAAAGCAUGAAGAAGAUAUUAAAAGACUGAAGUUAGAGCAUGAGAAUGAGUUGAAGCAAGUCAAAGCAAAGCACAAGGAAUCAGAAGAUUUUUUGAAGCAAUUAAUUUCAAAGCUUGAUGAAGAUGUAAAGGGUCUCAGAUUCAGAUAUGAAGUCUUUACGUCAAGAACAACUGAAGCUGCACAUGCUCCACAGGUAGUUCAGCAACCUCCACCUGGCCAACAACUUGAACUAGCAUACACUUGGAAGAUAGCAAACUUCACAAGAAAGCUUGCCCAAGCAAACUCGUAUAAUGAUUGGGGCGAAAUUGAGAGUGAACCUUUUUUCUCCAGUCACGGUUAUAAAUUGAAGUUGACGUCCAAUUUGAACGAAGGACCCAGUGGCAAUAGGGGAUACUUGGGAAUUUACCUGAUUUUGAUGAAAAGUGAUCGAGAUGAAACACUUCCCUGGCCUUUCACAAAGAAGUUUACCUUUGUUCUUGUUGAUCAGCAAGAUGACAUAGCGCAAAGACAAAACGUUCGAUGCACUUUGUGGCCGCGAGGAGAAAACGAAUUUCAAAGACCAAGACAACGCGAGAAUACAGGUGUGGGGACGCGGAACUUUGUUAAACAUUCAACUCUACGUACUCGUCAAUACAUCAGAGACCACGCUGUGUUCAUCAAGAUCGUGGUAGAUCCAUAAAUGGCCAUGCAUAAGCAUAUAACGGUACUAAUUUUU